UCCCGCAGACAACCCGGACCUCCCCUGGGCGCCAGCAACUCGGCUCCAACCCGUCCUGAAACAAGCCUGAUUUUUUUUUUUUUUCUUUCUGGAAAUUGGCUUUGGUGUGUCGCCUCCCUCUCUCCCUCCUCCCCCUCCCAGAUCCUUUUUUUUUUUUUUUUUUUUUUUUUUUUCCUGAGACAUGGCCCGGGCAGUAGCUCUUGGAAGAGGAACAAGUGUGGGAAAAGGGAAAGGAAACCGGAGCUAAAUGACAGGAUGCAGGCGACUUGAGACACAAAAAGAGAAGGGUUUCUCUGGGAUCCAGGCACUGCCUCGCUGCCUCGCAGCUUCCCAAGACGCGCAGAGGAUUUGGACCGCUGUGCUGAGCUGCGCGCCGACUUGGAGCGCUCGGGAGAGUGGACCUUGCCCGUCCUCGCCGCGCUCUUCCCCAGCCCCGCACGAGCCUCUCCCGCCCGCCGUCGCCCCCGGAGCCCCGAGCGGCCGGCCGAGGAGGAUGGAGAGGAAGCUGCCGCUGCUCUGCGCCGCGCUGCUCCUCGCCCUCGCCCGGGCCAGCGCUCUCCGCGGAGAUAAAUGUGGCGGGACUAUAAAAAUCGAAAGCCCUGGGUACCUUACAUCACCAGGUUAUCCUCACUCUUACCACCCAAGCGAAAAAUGUGAGUGGCUGAUACAGGCUCCAGACCAAUAUCAGAGAAUCAUGAUCAACUUCAACCCUCACUUCGAUUUGGAGGACAGAGACUGCAAGUAUGACUACGUGGAGGUUAUCGAUGGAGAGAAUGAAAAUGGCCGUCUAUGGGGAAAAUUCUGCGGGAAGAUCGCCCCUUCUCCUGUGGUAUCCUCAGGACCCUUUCUCUUCAUCAAGUUUGUCUCUGACUAUGAGACACACGGGGCAGGAUUUUCCAUCCGCUAUGAAAUCUUCAAGAGAGGCCCUGAAUGUUCUCAGAACUAUACAGCACCCACUGGAGUGAUCAAGUCUCCCGGAUUCCCUGAAAAAUACCCCAACAGCCUUGAAUGCACUUAUAUCAUCUUUGCCCCGAAGAUGUCCGAGAUUAUCCUGGAAUUUGAAAGCUUUGACCUGGAGCCAGAUUCAAAUCCUCCAGGGGGUGUGUCUUGUCGCUAUGACCGGCUAGAGAUCUGGGAUGGCUUUCCUGAUGUUGGCCCUCACAUUGGUCGUUACUGUGGACAGAAAACACCAGGGCGGAUCCGCUCCUCGUCCGGCAUUCUAUCCAUGGUGUUUUACACGGACAGCGCAAUAGCAAAGGAAGGAUUCUCAGCGAACUACAGUGUCUUGCAGAGCACUGUCUCUGAAGAUUUCAAAUGUAUGGAGGCUCUGGGUAUGGAAUCUGGAGAGAUUCAUUCUGACCAGAUCACCGCGUCUUCACAGUACAGUACAAACUGGUCUGCAGAGCGCUCUCGCCUGAACUACCCUGAGAACGGGUGGACACCCGGGGAAGACUCUUACAGGGAAUGGAUUCAGGUGGACUUGGGCCUCUUGCGUUUCGUCACUGCUGUCGGGACACAGGGAGCCAUUUCCAAGGAAACCAAGAAGAAAUAUUAUGUCAAGACUUACAGAGUAGACAUCAGCUCCAACGGGGAAGACUGGAUCACCAUGAAAGAAGGAAACAAACCCAUUAUCUUUCAAGGAAACACCAACCCCACUGACAUUGUCUUUGGAGUUUUCCCCAAACCACUGAUUACUCGAUUUGUCCGGAUCAAACCCAUGACCUGGGAAACUGGCAUAUCUAUGAGAUUUGAAGUUUAUGGAUGCAAGAUCACAGAUUACCCUUGCUCUGGAAUGCUGGGCAUGGUGUCUGGACUGAUUUCUGACUCCCAGAUUACAGCUUCCAACCAAGGAGAAAGAAACUGGAUGCCAGAAAACAUCCGCCUUGUCACCAGUCGCUCGGGCUGGGCACUGCCACCCACACCCCACCCAUACGUCAACGAGUGGCUCCAAGUGGACCUGGGCGACGAGAAGAUAGUGAGGGGAGUCAUCAUCCAGGGUGGAAAGCACCGAGAGAACAAGGUGUUCAUGAGGAAGUUCAAGGUUGGCUACAGCAACAAUGGCUCUGACUGGAGAAUGAUCAUGGAUGAGAGCAAGCGCAAAGCCAAGUCUUUUGAGGGCAACAGCAACUACGACACACCAGAGCUCCGGACGUUUCCACCUCUCUCCACGCGAUUCAUCAGGAUCUACCCCGAGAGGGCCACUCACAGUGGACUCGGGCUGAGGAUGGAGCUGCUGGGCUGUGAAGUGGAAGCUCCUACAGCUGGACCCACCACUCCCAAUGGGAACCUGGUGGAUGAGUGUGACGACGACCAGGCCAACUGCCACAGUGGAACAGGUGAUGACUUCCAGCUCACAGGGGGCACAACUGUGUUGACCACAGAAAAGCCGACGUUAAUAGACAGCACAAUCCAAUCAGAGUUUCCAACAUAUGGUUUUAACUGUGAGUUCGGCUGGGGCUCUCACAAGACAUUCUGUCAUUGGGAACAUGACAGUCACGCACAGCUCAAAUGGAGUGUGCUCACCAGCAAAACAGGACCCAUUCAGGAUCACACAGGAGAUGGCAACUUCAUCUAUUCCCAAGCUGACGAAAAUCAAAAGGGCAAAGUAGCUCGGCUGGUGAGCCCAGUGGUUUAUUCCCAGAGCUCUGCCCACUGCAUGACCUUCUGGUACCACAUGUCUGGCUCUCAUGUGGGCAUGCUGAGGGUCAAGCUACACUACCAGAAGCCUGAGGAGUAUGAUCAGCUGGUCUGGAUGGCCAUCGGGCACCAGGGAGACCACUGGAAAGAAGGACGUGUCUGGCUGCACAAGUCUCUGAAACUAUAUCAGGUGAUUUUUGAGGGUGAAAUCGGAAAAGGAAACCUUGGUGGGAUUGCAGUGGAUGACAUUAGCAUCAACAACCACAUUUCACAAGAAGACUGUGCGAAACCGGCAGACCUGGAUAAAAAGAGUACAGAAAUUAAAAUUGAUGAAACAGGGAGCACCUCAGGAUAUGAAGGGGACGGGGAAGGUGACAAGAACAUCUCCAGGAAGCCUGGGAAUGUCCUGAAGACACUGGACCCCAUCCUCAUCACCAUCAUCGCCAUGAGCGCCCUAGGAGUGCUCCUGGGUGCCGUCUGUGGGGUGGUGCUCUACUGUGCCUGUUGGCACAAUGGCAUGUCCGAAAGAAACUUGUCUGCCCUGGAGAACUAUAACUUUGAACUUGUGGACGGAGUGAAGUUGAAAAAAGACAAACUGAACACACAGAGCAGCUACUCGGAGGCAUAAAGGCACAGAUGUGGAAGGCGCGCGGGAGGACUGAGGUGGACGGCGCAGUGGAGCGUGCUGGCGCCUCGGUCAGUCCGCUUUCACUGUAAGCUGGGAAGUGCGUUGAUGACGCCAAGCCAGGCUUUUCUCAGGAGCUUCAAUGAGUAUCGCCGACAGACGUGGACAGGUGACUGCAGUAACAACUGGAAUCAUGUACAGUUGGCUUAAUUUGGAUAAUCAGAUGCUGGUGUUGAGACCAAGUGUGAUGGACUUAAUGAACCACCCCCACCUUCUUUCUCUCUCUCUCCUCUUCCUAUGAGGGAUUCUGCUCAGAAACUAUAAAAUCCAAGAUGCUGGCACCAAGCUUUGUGCAGCGGUCCCUUCAGUGUCCAGAAUACACUAGCAACCAUAUUUCAGGGGAGCCCUGCAAUUGGUCCUGUGCGUCAUCACCUGCCCUGUGCAUAGGAAAAGAAGGGUUGUUUCAUUUUCAAAGUACCGUGGCCUCCAUACUGGAUAGUGUGUCAGCUCUGUUUACGAAGCAAUACUGUCAGAUUUUCUUGAUGUUUUCCCAGUGUUUUGCUGAAUCUCGUGUUUGUGACCUCCAUACCGAAAACAGUGCCAUCACAAAACUGCUGGCACCUGGGUGUCCCGCUGAUAAGCGCCACAAAAAGUCCUUGGCACUAGUUAGUCUACGUCUUCUCAAGUGCCUUUUGGUUUGUACUGGUUCCUUUAUGUCCCACUGAUGACCCACUCUGUUUCCUGCUGGUGAAAACCCUGCUCUUUAAUCAGACCUGGUGGCCCACUGACUAAGAAGAAAGUAUACUUUAGCGCGUGACGCCGGCCCCGGGAAGGCAAGGGCUCCGCAGAUUUGGCAACGUGGCUUAAUUGUUCUGCUUUUUCUGUAGUUCAAUAUCUUGUCUCUUGACCCUUUUGUAUAAAGCUGCAAUAUUCUCUCUCGUUCUUUCCUGCGGAAUGUAUUUUCAGAUGUAAACUCUUGGCUCUUUCUUCUCUCCUCUCUCUUUUUCUCUUUGUCUUUUUCCUUUCUUAGAAUUUAAGCAUUUGCCACUGUCCAGUAAAGAACCUUGCAGCUUUAACCUGCUGGCAAUGGCGAACAACUUUACUAGACUUAUGUCUUAAAAUCAGUAAGUAAGGAAAAUUGCUAACUUUGCCCUCCAAUGUCUAACUUUGGUUUUCUUGUUAACUGGUUAAGUGACAGUGUCUUUUUUCCUGAAGCCAUCUGUUUGUCUGUUCUCAUCAGAAUGGUGUUUGAUAAGUUAGGGAAGAAAUAAUGCCAACUGGCUUUCAAAUGAGACCCAAAGGAAGGACUGAAGAAAAUCUUCAAGUAUUUAAAAGAACAUACAACUUUUAUAUCCAAAUAUGCAAAAAUGACCCCUAAUAAUGUUUUUGUUUUGAUACUGAGUCAAAGGGAAUGGAAAGGACAGUAUAGUUAAGAAACAGUAAAUCCCAUGCCUGGGGUUAAAGAAUGUUAAGAUGUGGGGGAAGGGAUGCAUAAAGUCAAAACGGAUAUUUAAAAUAAUCCAUUCAGCAGAAACCCUGAAGAAGAAGAAAAAAUAGAUUUGAAUGACUGCUUCUAGAAACUUCCAAUGGCUCAUAGAGAUAAAAGCCUGCCUUGGUGCUGGCAAGACGUAAGCCUCAACAGCUCAGAGAGGUCAAUAGCUUACAGGCAGCAUGUGUAUUAACCCAAAGAAGCUUCAAGUUGGUGUAGCUCUGUCCUGCUGCGUUGUACAUAAGAAUCUCUCCCUUCCUAGGUUGCUAUAGGUCUCACUCAAAUACAUUUAUUGGGAAUCACAUUUGCCUCAUGGACAGAACAGUCCAUUCAUCUUGGUUUAAUUGGAUUGAGAAUGUCUCUUGGUUCCAGGAAAGUAUUGAUCACCAAGAAAGAAGAAUAGAUUUUUAUCCCGGGGGGCAUUCAUUUACUUUAUAAUCAUACCGGGAGAAAAGCAUUAAGCUUACUUUGUUUUUAAGGCAACGGACUUAAACAUUGUCCUCAGCCACGGUAAGCUGAUACUGCAACUUUAAAUUUUAAAGUACCUUGCACUGAUAAAUAUAUUUAAAAGUUAUAUGUUUAUAAAGUUAUUAAUUUGUAAAGGCAGUGUUACAAAAUGUUCAGUUUAUAUUGUUUUAGAUUGUUUCGUAAUUUUUAAAGGUGUAAAAUAACAUAUUUUUUUCUUUAUUGAAAUCUAUGAAACUUUCUGUAGUAAAAUGUUUUCAUUUUACUGGUAUAUUAUUGCUUCAUGUUUUGUACCAUCAUAAAAUUUUGUGCAAAAUUUUUUUUACAGAAAUUUUUAUUUUCUAUGAUGAUAUGACACUUGUAAAUUGUUGUUUCAAAAUGAACAGCGAAGCCUUAACUUUAAAUGACAUUUGUAUUCUCAAACUGAGUAGCAUAAAAACCACCUAGAAUGAACUAUAACUUAAAUUCAAACUCUGACUACCACAUUCCAAAGAAACAGUUGAAUUAAACAUUUUCAUAAAAAUCCCAAA
This is a messenger RNA of Jaculus jaculus (lesser Egyptian jerboa), 5746 nucleotides long. RefSeq names its product neuropilin 1 (gene Nrp1). The transcript is spliced from 17 exons. Gene Ontology annotation, biological process: angiogenesis; vascular endothelial growth factor signaling pathway; axon guidance. Gene Ontology annotation, cellular component: membrane. The coding region runs from base 248 to 3265 and encodes 1005 amino acids. Gene Ontology annotation, molecular function: vascular endothelial growth factor receptor activity; semaphorin receptor activity. Lineage: Eukaryota; Metazoa; Chordata; Mammalia; Rodentia; Dipodidae. The record is from RefSeq and is a predicted model, not a curated record.